UAUAGUUGAAUUAAUAUGAGGUUGCAGUGCGCACAAGGCGCGGUCUUUUAAUUUAAUUGUGUUAUUCAGCAGGGGAUAAAGAUACAUUUGUUUUCAAAGUGAUUAUUGUUAAGUGAUUUCGAAGGGGAGUUUAAAUAAGAUUUGCGCCAAACACCAUGAAUUAUACAUUCCUAGCAUUAAUCGUAACUCUUCUUCUUGGAAUAAUAACUUACCUAAAAUGGAAACUGCGCUAUUGGGACAAGAUAGGUUUGCCUACCAUCCCUCCAAAACUGCCAUUUGGUAACCUUACUGAAGUAAUUUUUGGACGCAAAUCAUUUGGCGAGCAAUUUGUUGACUUUUACCAAAUACUUAAAGCCAAAGGUUGUCGUCAUGGUGGUGUUUAUUUCGGAGCCUCACCUCUUUACAUACCCGUUGAUCCCGAAAUUGUCAAACAUAUCAUGCUGGUAGAUUUUCCACAUUUUUCCAGUCAUGGUGGUUAUGUUGACGAAGAGAGUGACCCUCUUAGUGGACAUUUAUUUAACUUAGACGAUAUAAAAUGGAGAAACUUGAGGGUUAAACUAACCCCGACUUUCACUUCCGGAAAAAUGAAGAUGAUGUUUCAAACUUUAGCAGAAGUUAGCUACAAUUUAAAAAAUGUACUGGAUGAAUGUGUGAUUACUAAAACGCCUGUGGAUGCCAGAGAUGUGUUAAGUCGAUUUGGAGUUGACGUUAUUAGUUCUGUAGCUUUCGGACUCGAAUGUGACAGUCUGAAAGACCCAAAUACUUCUUUCAGAAUGUAUGGGAAGAAAGCAGUCGAUUUUGAUAUUUGGGUUAGAAUAAAAAUUUUCAUGCAAGUGAUAUUACCCCACUGUUUUUUAAAAGCCAUAGGUCAUAAAUUUACAAAAACAGAAGUCGAACAAUUUUUUAUGAAAAGUAUUCGCGAAGUGGUUGAGUAUAGAGAAAAAAACAACAUUUAUCGAAAAGACUUUAUGCACUUACUUAUCCAGUUAAAAAAUCUGGGAACUGUAACUGAUGACGGUCAGAUAUUGGAUGGAGUCAGUGGAAGUAAAGAAUUUGGUUUGACCAUGAAUCAAGUAGCGGCACAAGCUUUUGUAUUUUUUAUGGCUGGUUAUGAAACAUCCUCAAGUACAAUUACAUUUGCUUUGUACGAAUUAGCAUUGAAUCCUCGUAUUCAAGACAAGUUAAGAGACGAAAUUAACACAGUUUUGGCCACAUACGACAACAAACUAACUUAUGCGGCUAUAAUGGAAAUGACAUACAUGGAGAAAGUCAUACAAGAAACUCUCCGAAAAUAUCCACCGCUUCCAAUAAUAAUGCGAUUGUGCACAAAAGAUUAUAUAGUACCGGACACAGAUAUAGAAAUAAAAAAAGGCGUAGGUGUGAUGAUUCCAGUUUUAGGUUUGCAAACAGAUCCAGAUUAUUUCCCGGAUCCCGAAGUUUUUGAUCCGAAUCGAUUCUCCGAAGAAAAGAAAAAAGAAAGACCUGGUUUUACAUGGCUUCCUUUUGGAGAUGGACCUCGAAUUUGCAUUGGAAUGAGAUUUGGUAUGUUGCAAAGUAAAGUUGCGUUAACUACGUUUAUAAGAAAUUAUCGUGUCAAAUUAAAUGAAAAAACCAAAAUGCCGCUAAAGAUAGACAAGGGAUCUUUCACGACGAGAGCAGAAGGAGGCGUUUGGCUGAAUCUUGAGAAACUAAAUUAAAUACUUAAACUAUACCAACGUUAACGUAACGUUAAAUUGUUGUCUAUUAAUUCGAUAUAAAUAUCUUAUAUUAUUAUUAUUAAUAUUAAUAUUAUUUUGAAUAGUUCAAGUGCAUGCUAGACCUUUGUAUUUUUUCUUUUAAUAAAACUAUAAGC
Tribolium madens (black flour beetle) is the source of this 1852-nucleotide messenger RNA. Its product is annotated as cytochrome P450 6A1-like. The coding region runs from base 156 to 1697 and encodes 513 amino acids. The record is from RefSeq and is a predicted model, not a curated record. Gene Ontology annotation, molecular function: monooxygenase activity; iron ion binding; heme binding. The transcript has 4 exons. Lineage: Eukaryota; Metazoa; Arthropoda; Insecta; Coleoptera; Tenebrionidae.